Molecule: messenger RNA, 813 nt
Organism: Theileria equi strain WA
Lineage: Eukaryota; Apicomplexa; Aconoidasida; Piroplasmida; Theileriidae
Exons: 1
Coding region: 1-813 (270 amino acids)
Source: RefSeq, a predicted model, not a curated record
AUGAGAUUAUCCUCACUGCUUUAUACAAUCUUCAUUAUCAAGCUAGUGAGGUCUGAAAAGAAGGUUACCUUUAAUGUGUCACAGCCUGACCUAAAUAAUACGACACUUGAGACUCGUCAAGACUCCGGAAUAGAGGUCAAGACGUAUUCUCCAAGGGAUGGCUUUCGUAUAGAAUCGGUUAAAUAUGGAGAUAAAGAGCUAUGGAGUUCUUCCAGCUCCGGUCAAGAAGCCUGUAAAAGCAUACAGUUUCACUCCAAAGGAGAGACAAAACUCAUUGCUUUGUGGAUUGUCAAUGAUAAUAACACACUAGACAUUAAGCGCUUUAACAAGGUUGGUACAGAAUGGAAGCCUUUAGAGCUUGAAGAUUUUAAUGACAAGAUUCGGGAAGCAAAAGGUCAAGAGGCAGGAUCAAAUGAAGGUACUAGGCCCACUCCUGUGGCUGAUUACAAAUCCAAGAUUGAUUCUGCUAUUUUUAAUGUGAGAGUAUCCAGUCAUAACGGUGUUCCACUCUUGACCUGUACACCAAAGGAUAAGAAGAAGCCUACACAACUUGUUUAUGGAGGUGAGACUAUAUGGGAUGGAGGGGAAGAGGCACUUUUCCUAUCAGCUCUAAUCUACUUUAAAGGAGAUAAACCAUGUGUUGUAACAUUGAGCAAGAAAGAAAAUGGCAAGGAUCACACUCUCUUCCUCCAUAAGGAUGAAACAGGAAAAUGGGUUAAUGACAAGAAUAAACAUGCAGAAAAGCUUAAGGAACUUCAAGAUGCCGCUAGACCAAAAGAACCUCCAGAAACAGCCAAAGGUCAUGUAGAAUAG